Aspergillus nomiae NRRL 13137 is the source of this 2196-nucleotide messenger RNA. Its product is annotated as neutral/alkaline ceramidase. Bases 1 to 2196 code for a protein of 731 amino acids. Lineage: Eukaryota; Fungi; Ascomycota; Eurotiomycetes; Eurotiales; Aspergillaceae. Gene Ontology annotation, molecular function: N-acylsphingosine amidohydrolase activity. Gene Ontology annotation, cellular component: extracellular region. Gene Ontology annotation, biological process: long-chain fatty acid biosynthetic process; sphingosine biosynthetic process; ceramide catabolic process. The record is from RefSeq and is a predicted model, not a curated record. The transcript is spliced from 2 exons.
AUGAUAGUUUUUUGGUGGAGCGUUGGGUCUUUGAGUCAUCCGACCGACGGAACGGGGAGUGAUGAGAAGCGAGCCACCAAGCAUGGAAGCACGUUCCUGGUCGGGGUCGGAAAGGCCGAUAUCACUGGUGCUGUGGUUCAGAUCCCUUUUGCAGGUUACGGGCAGAUGAACCAGACAGGAACUGGUCUCCGCCAGAGAACUUACGCUCGGUCAUUUGUCUUUGCUGAUCCCGCCAAUAUCACCAACUCUUUCAUUUACGUUGUACUCGAUACUCAAUCGGGUGAUACUGCAGUUCGAUAUGGCAUUCUUCAAGGCCUUCAAACCCUUGGAGGGAAAUAUGGGAAUUUUAGAGAACACAAUGUCGCAGUGGGUGGCACACACCAACACUCAGGGCCCGGGGGAUGGAUGAACUAUUUGCUUCCUCAGAUAGCGACACUUGGGUUUGAUAAGCAGACUUACACCGCAAUUGUUGAUGGAGCUCUUCUUUCAAUUCAAAGAGCAUAUGACAGUCUUGCCCCCAGCACGAUCAGCGUCGGUACUAUCGAUCUUGAGGAUGCAAACAUCAACCGCAGCCCAUAUUCUUACCUGGCGAACCCGGCGGCUGAACGCGCUCAGUACAGUUCUGAUACGGAUACAACAAUGACACUCCUAACGUUCGAUCGCCUCUCGGAUGGUAAAACCACUGGUGUCUUGUCCUUUUUCUCUGUGCAUGGCACCUCUCUCUACAACAACAAUACACUUGUUACAGGAGACAACAAAGGCGUUGCAGCCUAUCUCUUUGAGCGAGGUGCUACCAACGAUGCUCGAUUCGCCGAUAAUUUUGUCGCUGGGUUUUCACAAUCAAGCGUUGGAGACAUGAGUCCCAAUGUGCUGGGUCCGUUUUGUGAAGAUACGGGAUUGCCGUGUGACUUCAAAACCAGCACGUGCAAUGGCCGGACCGAGCUUUGUCAAGCGCGUGGCCCUUACUUCAACGAAGGCGAUAACGGGGCCAAAAGUGCAUUUGAGAUAGGCCGUCGCCAAUACAACGCUGCCUUUCAGCUAUAUGGACAAAUAUCCUCCGGCUCAGGAGUACUACUCGCCGGAGAAUCAGCCAUGGCGUCGUACCAUACGUACCAGAACAUGUCGGGCUACGAAUUCAUUUCUCCGUUCAACGGUCGUCUUCUAUCGACUUGCUACGCGGCCCUGGGCAGUUCAUUUGGAGGAGGAACCAGUGAUGGACCGGGGGCCUUUGAUUUUACUCAGAAUAAUGCGUCUCCCAAUCCCUUUUGGCGGCUAGUGCGGGAUGGUCUUCACCAACCUGGGCCUGAACAAAUCAAGUGUCAAUCUCCCAAGCAGAUCUUGUUUGAUCUUGGAGCAAUGAACAAUCCAUAUGCAUGGGCUCCUGAUAUCGUCGAUGUUCAAGCCCUUCGCCUGGGCCAGCUUCUUGUCAUAGUUUCUCCAAGUGAGAUCACUACUAUGUCUGGACGUCGAUGGAAAGCCACCAUUGCGGGCGCGGCUCAAAGUGUUCUAUCCAUCUCCGAUCCUAUCGUUGUUCUGGCAUCUCCAGCAGACUCAUACGCACACUAUGUCACCACAGAGGAGGAAUAUACCGUGCAGCGUUAUGAAGGCGCAUCAACUCUUUACGGACCCAACCAGCUAGCGGCAUAUGUGAACCUUAGUCUGGCAUACCUGCCGUAUCUGGGAGUCCCAAAUGCGGUGGCACAAUUACCCAAACUUCCCGAAGGCCCCAGGCCUCCAGUUACCACGAAUUACUCUCUCGCAUUCGUCCCUGGUGUCGCCUUCGACAGCCCCCCCUUGGGUCAUUCGUUUGGGGAUGUCUUAUCUUCUUCGACACCAUACUUCUACAUGGUAGGAGAUUACGUUUCAGCCACCUUUGUUGGGGCUAAUCCACGUAAUGACCUGCGCUUAGAAAAAACCUAUGCAGCAGUGGAGAUGAAUAUUGACGGUAUUUGGGAAGUAGUGCGUACUGACGAGGACUGGAACCUGGUCUUUGAAUGGAAGCAAACAAACGUACUGCUGGGUACGAGUCAAGUGACCUUGACCUGGCAUAUUGAGGACUCAUAUUACCUGUCAGGCUGGGGCAACGCUCUACAGCGUGGGAUUUAUCGUCUGCAUUAUUAUGGAGAGUCUAAAAAUGUGUUUGGAACGAUCUCUUCUUUCGAAGGAGUGGGGCCCGAGUUUAGCCUUCAAAUCUAA